GAGUUAUUAAAUGGAGGUCUUCUCUAGCCAAGAGUUGCUAAGAGAACUAAGCUUUUUCCCUUCUGAAAUAAACUUUUUCACUAAAAGGAUGAAGGAACUCAAACCUGCUGUUCAAAGUGCUCCUGGCUGGAAGUUAUUUGGAAAAGUUCCUCCCAGAGAGAAUCUUCAGAAAGAUUCCAAAAUAAUUCAACAGGAAUAUGAAGCACGAACAGGAAGAAUGUGCAAGCCACCACUUCAGUCAUCAAGACGAAAAAAUAUUGAAUUUGAACCCCUUUCUACCACUGCUCUUAUUCUGGAAGAUAGACCAUCAAAUCUCCCUGCCAAAUCCAUAGAGGAGGCUUUACGUCAUCGACAAGAAUAUGAUGAAAUGGUGGCAGAGGCAAAAAAACGAGAAAUUAAAGAAGCACAUAAAAGGAAAAAAAUAAUGAAAGAACGUUUCAAGCAGGAGGAGAAUAUUGCUAGUGCUAUGGUGAUUUGGAUCAAUGAAAUAUUACCUAACUGGGAAGGCAUGCGUUCUACCCGAAGAGUUCGAGAGCUGUGGUGGCAAGGCUUGCCCCCAAGUGUUCGUGGGAAAGUUUGGAGUCUAGCUGUGGGAAAUGAAUUGAAUAUCACUCCUGAACUAUAUGAAAUCUUCUUAUCCAGAGCAAAGGAACGAUGGAAAAGCUUCAGUGAGACAAGUUCAGAGAAUGAUAUAGAAGAUGCAGGGGCAUCUGCUGCUGAUCGUGAGGCCAGCCUGGAACUAAUUAAGUUGGAUAUAUCCCGAACAUUUCCAUCUCUCUAUAUUUUUCAGAAGGGAGGUCCAUAUCAUGAUCUCCUGCAUAGUGUCUUGGGAGCAUAUACAUGUUACAGACCUGAUGUGGGAUAUGUACAAGGGAUGUCUUUCAUUGCUGCCGUACUCAUUCUCAAUCUGGAAGAGGCAGAUGCUUUCAUUGCCUUUGCUAACCUCCUGAACAAGCCAUGCCAGCUAGCCUUCUUCCGUGUGGAUCACAGCAUGAUGCUGAAAUAUUUUGCAGCUUUUGAAGUUUUCUUUGAAGAAAAUCUCCCUAAACUGUUUCUUCAUUUCAAAUCAUACAAUCUAACUCCAGACAUAUACUUGAUAGACUGGAUCUUCACUCUCUACAGUAAAUCACUACCACUUGAUCUGGCCUGUCGAGUCUGGGACGUCUUUUGUAGAGACGGAGAAGAAUUUUUGUUUAGGACAGGGUUAGGAAUCCUUCGAUUAUAUGAAGAUAUCCUCCUACAAAUGGACUUCAUUCAUAUAGCACAGUUUCUAACAAAACUGCCUGAAGAUAUCACAUCAGAAAAACUUUUUAGUUGUAUUGCAGCUAUUCAGAUGCAGAACAGUAACAAAAAAUGGGCACAGGUGUUUGCCUCACUAAUGAAGGACAACAAAGAAGGAGACAAGAAUCAUAGCCCAGCACUAAAAAGCUAAUCUCCAUAAUUUAGAAGUCAAUUGAAAAUGUAGAAAACCACUUGAUGAAUAAAAAGGAAAUUUCACAGCAUUUUGAUGUGAAAACCACUAGACAAGAGCUUAAACACGAAGAGAGAGACAGUAUUUGACGCUGAAUGGAGUGGCAGAAACUGAUAAAAUUGUCACCAUUUUGCCAGUAUUAGUUUUUUUGUGGGAAGAUUAUUUUCACAAAGACAACAGAAUACUAAAAUUUAUGAAACUGAGAAAGUGGGGGAACACAUUUAAUAUUUUAAAAGAAUCCGCUUAAUGCAAUAAACAUAUUUGUAAUAACUUUUGUUGGUACUUAAAAGUUUGAGACAUAACUUUUUUUACAAAUACCACAAAGGCACUUUUUGGGGGCAAGGAAUGUGAAGGAAAUAUUUAAUAUUAAGGCCCAAAAACUGCUAUCUGAACCAAACACUUUCAUACAAAUAUUACCUCCGAAAUUAAUGAGAUAAAAAAUAUUGUGGACCAAAAGAGUUUGUUUGGUAUGUUUGUGUCAGAUAACAUGAAGCUUUGGUGGGGUACGUCUUAUUUAGCUAUUUAAGUUCAGCUUCAUUCUUCAGUUUAGGCAAAUGUAAUUAACUCAGGAACUGCAAAAGUAUUGUGUGCCCAAUCCUGCUAUAGCAAAAAUCCUACUGGUUUAUGUAGGGGCUACUGUUUGCAGCCCAUAAUCUCUAAAUUUACUUCAAGCCUUUGUUUUCUGAAGUAUUGGUUGUGCAGUUUACAUUGGAUAAGACUUUACAUGGGCAUUCCACACACAGAUUUUGCCACAGGAGGAGUGUUAGCUAGUUGAGGUAUUCAUAAUAAAAUUAAUGGUUCACUUGUAUGUGGUGGUAAACACUAGAAAAACUGACAAGUACUAGUCAUGAUAGUCCUUGUGUGUUUGAAAGAGCACUGACCUUGAAAAUUACAGUCCAGGAAAAAUGCAGACAUGGGAUUAGUUUUCUAAAUUUUUAUAGUGUGCAAUACUGAAGAAUUCAGAAAGUGCAUUGUUUAAUGAUACUUUGGGGUUAUUUGUUUGAGGUUUUUUUGUUUUUCAUUUUCUACCCGGGAUACAAGAUCAUACUACACACAUCACAAACAGAUAUUUCAACAUUUCCUGUUCUCUGUAAUACUGUAAAACACAAUUUUUGUUCUGGGGGUUGGAAAAUGAAAGAAACAUUUUGCUCUUUCUCAGUCCAUUUUUUAAUGGUAUUUAAUGUAAAUAAAAUGCUUACAUGUGAUUUUUGUAACUGGUCUCUCUGUGAAAUUAAGUCAAAUUAAUCAUUGCCUAUUUUAAAUUUGGGGGGGUUUCAGUUGUCCAGUGUUAACAGAAGUCUGCAUAAUUCAUUUGGGUUAAAGAUUUGAAUUAGUGUGGUGUAACUUUUAUGUUGCUAUCUGGUUUAAAACUACAUUUAAAUAUACUACUCAAACAUGCAAUUUGAAGUUAAAAUGUCUGAGACUUUUCUUAACUUCUGUAUACACUACUGUAAUUGGAUCUAAUUUGUCUUCUAUUUUUGUGUUCUCUUGUACAGUUUUCUUACUUUUCAAGUAUAAACUUGUAUAUAUAAUUGUACAUAGAAGGGAUCUUGCCUUCAUUUAAGACCACUAGUAACAAUUCCUGUGUAAAUAAAACUCAUAGCA
Molecule: messenger RNA, 3076 nt
Organism: Alligator sinensis (Chinese alligator)
Lineage: Eukaryota; Metazoa; Chordata; Crocodylia; Alligatoridae
Gene: TBC1D12
Product: TBC1 domain family member 12
Exons: 13
Coding region: 11-1432 (473 amino acids)
Source: RefSeq, a predicted model, not a curated record